Molecule: messenger RNA, 1191 nt
Organism: Pogona vitticeps (central bearded dragon)
Lineage: Eukaryota; Metazoa; Chordata; Lepidosauria; Squamata; Agamidae
Gene: CCNH
Product: cyclin H
Biological process (GO): DNA-templated transcription; regulation of transcription by RNA polymerase II
Cellular component (GO): transcription factor TFIIK complex
Molecular function (GO): cyclin-dependent protein serine/threonine kinase regulator activity
Source: RefSeq, a predicted model, not a curated record
UGACGUCAUGGGACGUCCGGCUGCUUCCGGGCUCGAUGGCUGCCAGCCGUGGCUGCCAAGCGGGCCGAGUCGCGUGUCCUCCCGCGGCGCCGACGGGUCGUCGGAAUGUAUCACAGCAGCACGCAGAAGCGGCACUGGACUUUCUGCAGCGAAGAGGACUUGGCCCGGCGCCGAGCUGAUGCCAACCGCAAGUUCCGUUGCAAAGCGGUGGCCUAUGGGAAGGUUCAACAGACGGACUCAUUUCUUCUUGAGCCGCAUGAGGAGUUGGCAAUAUGUAAAUAUUAUGAAAAAAGGUUAUUGGACUUCUGCUCAGUGUUCAAGCCUGCAAUGCCCAGAUCUGUGGUGGGAUCAGCCUAUAUGUACUUCAAACGUUUUUACCUGAAUAACUCAGUGAUGGAGUACCAUCCUCGCAUAAUUAUGUUAACAUGUGCAUUCUUGGCAUGUAAAGUAGACGAAUUUAAUGUGUCUAGUGCACAGUUUGUCGGUAACCUUCGUGAAAGUCCAAUAGGACAGGAAAAGGCUCUGGAACAGAUUUUGGAAUAUGAAUUGCUACUUAUUCAGCAACUGAACUUUCAUCUUAUAGUGCACAACCCUUACAGGCCUUUUGAAGGCUUCUUGAUUGAUUUGAAGACUCGUUAUCCAUUGCUUGAGAAUCCUGAGACAUUGAGAAAGACAGCUGAUGACUUUCUUAAUCGGGUUGCCUUGACAGACGCUUGCCUCCUGUAUACGCCAUCUCAAAUAGCUCUCACUGCUAUCCUCUCCAGUGCAUCUAGGGCAGGAAUUAAUAUGGAAAGUUACUUGUCAGAAAGCCUAAUGCUGAAAGAGAACAAAGCUUCCCUCACUCAGUUGCUGGAUGGGAUGAAAUGCAUGAAAAAUAUGGUGAAAAAAUACGAGCUACCACAUCCAGAAGAGGUUGCUGCUCUGAAACAGAAGCUAGAGAAAUGUCACUGUCCAGAGCUUGGUCUUAAUACAAAUGUAAAGAAGAGGAAAGGCUAUGAAGAUGACGAAUACAUUGCCAAGAAAUCAAAAAUUGAGGAGGAUGAAGGGACAGAUGAUGAUUUUAUAGACUGACUAUCCAGACAAAUGAAAUCCUCAGUAUUUAAUGGACUGUAGAACCUGAGUACAAGUUGCAGUUUUUAACCUGCAGAAAAAGAUACCACUGAUGUAAUAAAAGUUCCUUGACUUAUUGUG